AUGGAUCUCGUGGAAACAACUCACAGUCUACUUGAGAAUAUGGGAGGGCUUUUUCCUCGUGAAUGUUUAAAAGAAAAUGUUAAAAUAAGCUUCCCGACAUCUGCACUGCAAUCAAACGACUCCAAUCAGAAUGAUGAAGGAGAGCGGGUAUAUAAUGUUUUCUAUGUUAUAUAUGUUUCUUUGCAGAACAUUGGGGUAGCAAAGGCAGGGUAUAAAAUCAUGGAGCACAUUGACUACCUGUUUGCUAACGACAGUCAUCCAGAAUCCUGGAACCAGAAGAAAGUGGAGGAUUUCCAGAACAUAGUUUAUCGUUUAUGUAUUAUGGGGAGAAAGCACGAGCGACCCGUGGAUGAUCUUCCCACAACAGGAGAUGCUCUGAAAACCUACUUUGAUAAACUGGCCUCUCUCCUCAGAAACAAGGACUACAGUGUGUGCGCGUGGGAGGUGGUUCGAAAGGAGCUCCUGCUUGUUCUUAAACUCACGCUUAACCUGACGUCAUUCUGUAAAUUAUUCUGAGUAGUUGGUCGUAGAUUUAUUUAUUUAUUUAUUAAAUGUAUUUGAUUAUUUAUUUAUUUAUUUGAUUAUUUAUGUACCU
This is a messenger RNA of Carassius gibelio (silver crucian carp), 595 nucleotides long. Its product is annotated as interferon beta-like. The transcript has 5 exons. The coding region runs from base 1 to 516 and encodes 171 amino acids. Gene Ontology annotation, molecular function: cytokine receptor binding. Lineage: Eukaryota; Metazoa; Chordata; Actinopteri; Cypriniformes; Cyprinidae. The record is from RefSeq and is a predicted model, not a curated record. Gene Ontology annotation, biological process: defense response. Gene Ontology annotation, cellular component: extracellular region.